GCCCAAUAUGACUCACUUGUUCCCGUUUGAAACGAAAGUCUGUGGUCUAUCUUGGUUUAGUUAUAUACAUCUUUGGUAGCGUGCUAAUGGCCGUGGGAAUUCAAUUGUGUAGCAUUAGCUAGUGGAAAUGAUUGUUGUUUAUGCUUGCUUGACUGCACAAUUAUAUGUUACGUUCUUUAGAUGCUAAAUUAGUUGGGUUGUUACAUCUAGCUAGACGUCUGUGCGUUUCAAAUUAACAUCUAGUCGUGGAAAAUGACGAACGUUAUUCAGGUGACAAAUGUCUCUCCGAGUACCACCUCCGAACAGAUGAGAACUCUCUUCGGGUUUCUUGGAAAUAUUGAAGAACUGAAGUUAUUUCCACCAGAUUAAGGUAGGAAUUACAAGACGUCUUGAUCAUCCCUCUGAAGCUCUCAUGGCAAAGACAAGAAAAGACUACAAGAGAUGCAACGUUCUUUCAUUGCUCUCUCUUCCCAAUUUGAAUCUUCCUUGCCUGUGACUUCACGUGUCUGUUUUGUAAAGUUCCUUGAACCUGAGUCGGUUGGAGUGUCCCAGCAUCUGACCAACACUGUCUUCGUGGACAGAGCGCUGAUUGUUGUCCCAUUCGCAGAAGGAGUGAUUCCUGAUGAGUCUAAAGCUCUGUCACUGCUGGCACCAGCGAACGCCGUGGCAGGAUGCAUGCCUGGAGGAGGCCUUCUCCCCACUCCGAAUCCUUUGGCGUCCAUGGGAGGCGUACCUCUUUCAGCUCUCGGAAAUCCGAACAUGGAUCACAUGGCUGCCAUGGGCAUGUCUGGCAACAUCAACCCCCAGGCCCUCUCUGCUGACUUUCUGAAGCUUAUGCAGUCCAUGGAUCCUACUAAGAUGAAUCCAAUGGCUGCUGGUAUGAUGAUUAAUCCUGGUAUGAAGAAUGACUCCAACAAGGAGAUAGAGGAGGCCAUGAAGAGGGUCAGAGAGGCCCAGUCACUCAUCUCUGCCGCCAUCGAGCCUGGAAAUAAGAAAGACGACAAGCGCAAACAUUCCCGCUCCAGGUCCCGGUCGAGGCGGAAGCGGUCCAGGUCUCGUCACAGGCGAUCAAAGAGCAGGUCUCGACGGAGGUCCCACUCGAGGAGCAGGAGGCGGUCGAAGAGCCCCCGCAGACGGAAGUCCCACUCCAGAGAGAGGGGUAGACGCAGCAAAUCCAGGGAUAGGAGGAAAGAAGAUAAAUCCAAAAAGCGCUCCAAGACGCCGCCUAAGAGCUACAGCAGCACCAGGAGGUCUCGAAGCAUUAAUCGGAGACGUAGAAGAAGCCGCAGCGCCUCUAGGUCACCAAAAAAGUCCAGGUCCCCAAAGAGGAAACUGUCCAGGUCCCCUUCCCCUAGAAGGCACAAGAAGGACAAAAAGAAGGACAAAGAGCGAGAGAAGGACCGUGACAGGGGAAGGAAAGACGUCAGAGAUCGGAGCCAAGACGAAAGAGAACGCUCCACUAGUAAGAAGAGCAAAGACAAGGAUAAGGACCGAGACCACAAAUCUGACAGUGAGAAAGGAGAUGUCAAGAAUGCUUUGCUCUUGAAAGUGACCAGGGAUUACGAUGAGGAGGAGCAAGGCUAUGACAGUGGAAAAGAGGUAGAGGACGAAGAGGAGAGGAAGAGCGACUCUGAUUCUGCGUCUCCCCCGAAGCCCCAAGAGUCUGACGAGAAGCUUGCAGGGGAGAGCGGCAAGAAGUCCAAACAGAACGGAGAUGACCACCAUGAUGAGGAAGACAUGGAGAUGAGCGACUGAGUACACCCAGGGAAACCCAGCCAGAUGAUGUCACUGAAAACCGACAGGCUCCAUUCCCUACCGUUCUCUUUUUAAAGGCGUCUAGAUAACGUGUCUGAUCUUUAAAAUGAAUACUUGUGGGAAUCUGGUGGGUUGUAGUCUUAUUGGGGAGAUGUACAGUUUUUAGAGUUAUAGAGACACUUUCCAUCUAUAGACUGGUUAGGGGAAAUAUUGUUCCUGUUUGAAAUAGCCAGUUUAUUUCUGCCUGUGUCUGGUGAGCAUGUGUAAGAAAUCAAAAUAUAAAAUGUCAAAUUGCUGUACUUUUAUGUUGAAGGGCCUGUUGAAUGUGAGGGAUUUACAAAGUGAUUUCCUUUUUGGGCCUCAAAGAUUUUAUUCAUCUUGAACAUAUAGGAACUGUUUUCUCCUCAAUGACUCACUGAACUUAUGUAUACUUAAACCUUUUACAGGACAGGGGUUGGCCCCUCACCUAUUCAGACUGUUAAAUUGUUUUUAGCCUGGUACCAUUCUGGUUUUGGUGUAGCUUUCUAUUCUUUGUUGUAAUCUUGACAAAUUGACUCAAUCUGUAAAGCACUUAACACUGUUGUAGACAUACCCUUCCACCCGUGACGAUAUACUGUAGAUCCAAAUCAGUGUUUGGAUUAUGAUGGAUCACCCUGUACUGUCUACAUGUUUUACAAAGGAAAGUCUAUAAUAAAACAUGGUCAAAAUAA
Messenger RNA from Oncorhynchus keta (chum salmon), 2465 nucleotides. Its product is annotated as serine/arginine-rich splicing factor 11-like. Gene Ontology annotation, molecular function: RNA binding. The transcript is spliced from 13 exons. The coding region runs from base 442 to 1755 and encodes 437 amino acids. NCBI's taxonomy places the organism in Eukaryota, Metazoa, Chordata, Actinopteri, Salmoniformes, Salmonidae. The record is from RefSeq and is a predicted model, not a curated record. Gene Ontology annotation, cellular component: nucleoplasm.